Molecule: messenger RNA, 6311 nt
Organism: Alexandromys fortis (reed vole)
Lineage: Eukaryota; Metazoa; Chordata; Mammalia; Rodentia; Cricetidae
Gene: Scn3b
Product: sodium voltage-gated channel beta subunit 3
Exons: 4
Coding region: 1851-2924 (357 amino acids)
Biological process (GO): regulation of heart rate by cardiac conduction; regulation of sodium ion transmembrane transporter activity; ventricular cardiac muscle cell action potential
Cellular component (GO): voltage-gated sodium channel complex
Molecular function (GO): transmembrane transporter binding; sodium channel inhibitor activity
Source: RefSeq, a predicted model, not a curated record
AAGUACCCUCGGAGACGGAUGCCGUGCAGGGCAAUCCCAUGAAGCUGCGCUGCAUCUCCUGCAUGAAGAGGGAGGAGGUGGAGGCCACCACUGUGGUGGAAUGGUUCUACAGGCCUGAGGGCGGUAAAGAUUUCCUUGUAUGUCAGACUGCUGCCUCUGGUCUUUUGUUUGCUGGUCUAUGCUGUUGUAUGCCUGGCUCCCGACAGCCUGGGAGAUGAUGCCUUGACAUGACAUUCCCUCCUCUCCUGAGCACUGACAUCACCUCAGCAGAUAACUGACAGCCUUAGAGUCGCCCAGGGUCUUUGCAAAGCAGGUACUCGGCCAGCUGUAAGCAAUCCUGGUUACAAGCAGGAGAAGGGGGUACAAAGAGGUAAAUGUGUUGAUAGAGCCUGUGUGGGUUAGGCACCCUAGUAGACGUCUUACAGGUGUGUUCAUCUUUUUUUUUUUUUUUUUUUUUUUUUUUUUUUUUUUUUUUUUUUUUUUUUUUUUUUUUUUUUUUUUUUUUUUUGGUUUUUCGAGACAGGGUUUCUCUGUGGUUUUGGAGCCUGUCCUGGAACUAGCUCUUGUAGACCAGGCUGGUCUCGAACUCACAGAGAUCCGCCUGCCUCUGCCUCGCCUCCUGAGUGCUGGGAUUAAAGGCGUGCGCCACCACCGCCCGGCUAGGUGUGUUCAUCUUUCAUGCAGUCCUCUGAAAUGGACUUAAUGAAGUUGAAAGAAAGAAAGCAAGGUAGCUUUAUGUGAAGUAGCAUGGGUAGCUCUUCCAAGUAUCACAGUCCCAGUGAAGUAGGAACAAUGAGAUGACCAGAGCUUGUAUAAACUGAUAUGCCCAGGAGAGCCACCUCUGUGGGUCAACUGUUUAGUCAGUUCUUGACACAAGCUGUACCCCAGGUGGUCAUGCUGCCAUUCUGCCCAAGUGCAACCCUAAACCUCAAUGGUCUGUAUACCAAGGGUUUCACUCCUAGCAGGGUAAGAAGCCCUCCAGACUGUGUGCCAGGGUCAGAGUCCAUGUCAGUUCUGGUGUGGGUCAACGCUCAAGGGAUUGUGGUUCAUUCAAAUCAGUGUCCAUAUUUUCAUUGACUCUGGAGUCAGGCUGCCUGGCUUUGGUUCUUUUCUUCAUGCUAGUUGGCUCCAUACGCUUAAACAUAGUCAACCUCUUGAUCCCUCCAAUUAUUUUGUCCUUUUAAGUGGGAAUAAAAACAAAAGCUUCAUGAUGGGGUUGUUACCAGGCAGGACAUGUGAGCUUUGAUUUUUUUUUUAAUUCAUUUUAAAUGUCUUUGAAAUAUGGUGUGUUUGUUGGGGAAAGUGAAGAGCAAAAGAAUAACAUUAACUUAGUAAAGGAGUUUAGAUUUAAACACACACACAAGUUUAGAUCUGUAUAUGGUGGUCUGACAGCAGACCCAAGGCUCUCUCUGGAGCUCUCCCUUGCUCUCCUGGGUCUCUUCACCUACUGGAGACAACAACAUGGUAACAUUGACUUUCACUUGCUCAUUCUCCCCCACCCCCCAAGUGGAUUCAUUUCUGAUUCUAGGUAGUACGUGGUAUUUGAAUCUAGGUCUGUGCCAAGGCAAGGACCAGCAGCGAGUUUUUAGAGUCUAACUUAAGCUUGAGUCAUACACCACGGAGGUAUUCUCAGAUUUAGUGCCCAGUUCUAGGAAGCCAGAGGUCUUGGCUGGAUUGGAAGGGCUGGCCCAUGGGUUUCAGGCCUUGUCACAGGCUAGCUGCGUUCGCUGCUGGUAUACUUGUCCCAUACCACAAGGUGCAGCUGAGGCACUAAAUGUUAAUGUCUAGGAACAUGAGUGUGAGUUUUAGUCCACACCCACGCUUAGUGGAGCCUAGAUGGAAAAAGUGUCAUGUCAGAGUGGAAGUGUCUGAGAAAGAAGUCGGAAAGAGCUGACUUUGGUUCUAUUUUGGCCCAAAGCAAAAGCUCUACGCGUCUCUCUGUUGUUGAGUUCUCUGCUCACUGGCCUUCCUCCCACAUUCUGGAUUCCUGUAUUUGUCCUGGCCACAACCACCAUGAUGGAUGCCAGGUCAGAGCGUCAGGCAUUAAGCUCAGGGCUGUCAGGUAUCACCUCUGCUCACAGCUGCUUUGUUGGCCUCUAUAUCCUCUCCGUCGCUGGCCGCCUCAUCACCUCCCUCCCUCUCCUUCCUUACCCCCUUUCUGUCUCCAUCCCUUCCUUUUCCUGUUACUAGUCUCUUUCACGGAUCAGCCACCCUUCUUUCUUCUCCACUCUGCUCCUUUUUGUUCACCCAGGAUUCUUUCUCACUACUCCAUGCUGCCUCUCCCCUCACCAUGUCCACAUGUCCAGACAUCUGUCUGCCUCUACCUGCUUUCCCGUCUUCGCUCUCUCCCAUGGCUUCCUCUGUGCCUCUUCAUCCCACCCCCACCCCAUGCUCUGGGUCUUCUGGUAACCUUGUCCCUUGUCCCGUGGAAACUCCUGCUCUUCCUUCCUCCCUGUCUCUUUGGCCACCAUCUGCUUCCGCUCCUCUCUCUGCAGAUAUACGAGUAUCGCAAUGGCCACCAGGAGGUGGAGAGCCCCUUCCAAGGUCGCUUGCAGUGGAACGGGAGCAAAGACCUGCAGGACGUGUCCAUCACUGUGCUCAAUGUCACGCUGAACGACUCUGGCCUCUACACAUGCAACGUGUCCAGGGAGUUUGAAUUUGAGGCACACAGGCCCUUCGUGAAGACCACAAGACUAAUACCCUUGAGAGUCACUGAAGAGGCGGGAGAAGACUUCACCUCCGUGGUCUCAGAAAUCAUGAUGUACAUCCUCCUGGUCUUCCUCACCUUGUGGCUGUUCAUUGAGAUGAUCUACUGCUACAGAAAGGUCUCCAAGGCUGAAGAGGCAGCCCAGGAAAACGCGUCUGACUACCUUGCUAUUCCUUCAGAGAACAAGGAGAACUCCGUGGUGCCCGUGGAGGAAUAAUGCGGUGUGACUUGAGGUGAUCUGAGCACUGAGGGAGUUGGAUAUUCCCAGUGCAGUGAUGUCAGCAGCAUCAGCAAGGUGCCCCGAGAAUCCCAAGCAUCCGUCUUUCUAUUCGUCAGCCACCCACCCCAACUGUGAGAUUUUAUCUGACUUCCAAGCUCUGUUGGAACUCUACACAUCUUGAAUGAACUGAAGAGCCAACAUCUUUACAUGAACUAAACCUCGCUCUGUCCUUGCUUUCAAGCAAGCAGCUCCCAACUCAACUAAAGUUGUCCCUUAUGCUCCAAAUGACUUUAGACAAGUACUGGACAGUAGUGUUUCCUCUGCCCCAACUGUCUGCCAUUGGGUCGUUCUCCACUGCUACAAAAAGAAUGGAUAUACACCAGAAGGAAGCACCGAUUAGUUUGGGUUAAAGCCAAAGCAUGUCAUACACUUCAAUUCACUGACAUCAGUUUUUCUUAAGUCCAUGGCCUGCUUCUCAGGGCACCAGAAAGCAGCAUGCUCCUCCAAGGUUUCUGGAAACAUUUUCUGUGGGGACUGGCAUGCUUUCUGGAGCUUAGCGUUUCAGGGCUAGAUCUUCGUAAUCCCAAAGGCCUGGAGCAAACCUGGAACUUCCGAGAAGCCAAGGAAGGAUCCAGGGCAAUUUCCUUAGGCCUUGAAAGUGAUACAACAUGCUCCUGAUAUUGGAAGCAUGGAUGUGUGUCCUUUCUGGAUUGAAAUUGCUCAGCUGUUCCCUUCUUAGUGUCUAUGGAUCAGUAUUAUUCCUCAUUUUACAGGAGGCAGCUGAGACUCACACAGGGAUGAACAGAAGCUUUAGGGGAUUAAAGAUUUCAAUGCUACUAACCUCACAUUCCCUGGGACGGAAGAUGUUUUUGAAGACCCUGACACUCAGCUUGACUAUAGCCAUGCCACUUGCCCAGCAGAGGCUAACGAUCAUGGGUUCCAGGAACUGCAAGCCAGGCAAGAGAACACAGAAGGCAUGAGAAAGACCUGCAGAGUCUCGCAUGAAUAUGAAGCAUCCUUCAGAAGACACAGCACCUGAGGAUGAUAUCUAUACAGACGAAAAAUGUCUUAGCCUGACAUGGAAGAUGAACAAAAUGACAAAGAUAGGUGUGUAGCUUCUAAAUACCUCACCUGUAGAUCUGUAAUGUCUGGUAUUUGAUGUUUGUGUGCCCCCCGUCCCAUUCAGGAGAGCAUAGAAAAGGUGAGAAGACCUUAUUAGUCGGCAUCUCAUUAGCUCAUUUUAAUGACUGUUCUAUGUGCAAUAUUCUUUAGCCUAUACAGAUAGCAAGGGCAGGAGGCCUUAUGGGAUAUAAAAUGACAGAAGUGGGAUUCAAGAAGAGAAAUGUCCCUCAGAUCUGGGGAGAUCUCUAAGAAAGACCAUUCUCCACUCCCACGGGGGCUUGUAUGACAAGCUCGUUCUCACCCCUCCCAUCACUGGGGCAUACUUGAAACAAGACCCUCAUCAUAUAUGAAAAGAGUAAUUUUGUUGGAGAAAAUAUUUGCAAUAAAUUCAAGACCCUUCUUCUCAUCGGCGACUUUUCCACCCCAUGCUUCUGAAAUAAAAGAGACAACCAAACACCUUUUCCAUACUUUACAACUAGAGAAACUGACUUGAAUUAAUGCAGCAUUUAUCCAGCCAUGGGCUGGUUGGUCCAGACCUUGUGGUGGUAGCAAGCUACUCCCUCCAUCCUACUGUCUGCGCGACUAUGCAUCUAACCCUUGACGAGGUGGUGUGUAACUGCCUUUUCCUCUUUAUUUAAAUACUUCCUAAACAGAAUUCCAACCUAGAUAUCAGAAUUCAUAACAAAGCUGAAUGGCACCAAUCAUAUGUCCCUUACAAGACAGUUUCUCUUUCCUGUUCCCUUCUCUGAAAUGGCAAUUUUUCCUCAUCCUUGGUACCUGCUUUCUUACACCUGGAGGGCUUGCAAAGCAUCCUUCUCUCUCCUCCACAACCACUCCAGUAAUAUGAAUGCUGUUGAUGCUCCGUGUUACAAUGAAGAAACAGAGGUCUUCUGACAUCAAAUAGCUUUACUAAAUCAUCAGGUCACCUAGCCUCCUGUACUCAGAGCUAGGGUCCUAGUUCUCCCUCACCCACCUCACUUGGCUUCCCAAUUACACCAUCACUGCUUCUUCCCAUCUUUCCCUCACUCACUCCUGUCCAGCCCUUUCUUCUCUCCAUUGUCCUCUAAGCUUCCUACUCUACAGCUUCUUUACUCCUGCCUUCUUGAUGGAUGCUAGACACAUGCUUUGGGAGUCCAUCCCAUUUUAUCGUUGUCUAGUUUGUUUACAUGGUGGUUUAUCCAGAAUCACAAUUGAAUUAUGGUUCAUGAUCUUAUGGAAGAUCAUGAUGGUAACCUACAAGGUAUGGCACUCACUAGCCUACUUCAAAUCAUCACCAUCUCCAUUUCUUCCCAUAUUUUAACUCAGAAUCCCAGACUAGAUGUGUGCGGCGCUGGAGUGUUGUCUGGUGUGCUAUCGCUUACCAAAGGGCUUAGAAGAGCUCUCAAGGGCUAUAAUCAUUUAGAAACCCAUUGUUUGUCUUGGUGCUGGGUAUUUCCUGUGACUGAUCCUCAAUCAUUUACUGAAGGUCACACUAGGCUGAGUCUGGUUUUCCCUUUCUUGCUGCUUAACAGCUGUGAAUUUGACUACUCAACUCAGCUGUCCAGAAGGCAUCUUGUCCUAUGACUUUUACUGUUGGCUAGAUCUCAAAUCAAACCCCAGUCCUUGAGGGGAAAUACCCAGUGCUUGCUCCAAAUGUAGUCCAUUUGACAGCAUUGUUCUUUGGUCUCUCCACCCUUCGAUAAAUGUACAUGCGAGCUUUCUUUUGAAUGUCUGGGGUCGCUCUAGACAUCCACUAGAAUUAUUAGUAAGAAACAGCAGUGGGGUUAAGGAAAAGAGUAGGGCUGAGGAGAUAGCUCACUAGGUGAUGUGCUUGCCACACAGUCGUGAGGACCUGAGUGCUGUCAGGCAUCAUGGUACAGUGCACUCUGAUGCUCCCUGUGCCGGGGAGGAAGAGACUGGAAGGUCUCUGGGCCUCGCUAACCAGGUCACCUGGCCUGACUAACUCGUUGAGCUCCAGGCAAGUGAGAGAGCCUGUCUCAAAAACCAAAAACACAACAAGGUGGACAAUGCCUGAGGAAUGACACCCAAAGGUGACUUCUGGCCUCCACAUGUGCAUGCCCACAAGUUAAGGCCGUAUGUGUACAUGCGUAAAUGUGAACACAUACACACACACACACACACACACACACACACGAGGCCAGAUCCAGUGGUGCACUCUUGGAAGCAGGAGAAUCAGAAGUUCAAGGCUAGUUCAGCUGCAUAUCGGCAUAGUGGAAAGCUAACCUGGGCUACAUGAGAUCCUGUCUCAAAAAAAAAAAAAGA